AUGGACGUCAUGGACAUCAUGGACGUGCAGAUCGUCAUUGGCAAGCUGUGCGACUUCAUUCAGCACCGCCGUCACCACUCCUCACAUUCUGACGAGUCCGAGAUCAACCCGCAUCUAACGGCCGACAUGGUCUCACUCCUGAAGCCCGCGGCUUUGUCCAUGGCGCUAGGAGAAUGCAGAGGUUUCGACGACAUGAUACGGGAGUGGGACCUGUUCGCGGACAAGGCGCGCAAGAUCUCCGUAGCCGCGUUCUCCGCGGACGUGGCACUGAGCUGCGGUAUGAUCUGA
Metarhizium album ARSEF 1941 is the source of this 288-nucleotide messenger RNA. RefSeq lists its product as uncharacterized. Lineage: Eukaryota; Fungi; Ascomycota; Sordariomycetes; Hypocreales; Clavicipitaceae. The coding region runs from base 1 to 288 and encodes 95 amino acids. The record is from RefSeq and is a predicted model, not a curated record. The transcript has a single exon.